Molecule: messenger RNA, 528 nt
Organism: Ostertagia ostertagi
Lineage: Eukaryota; Metazoa; Nematoda; Chromadorea; Rhabditida; Trichostrongylidae
Source: the annotation of a GenBank genome assembly
AUGCUCACGUAUAGCCGAGGCUUGUGGCAGAAGUUGGCGGAACAGGUGCAUUAUGAAGAGGGUGCAGACGAAGCCGAGAAAGAUGGUAUGCUGUAUUUCUUCCACCGACACGGAUAUGAAGCUCGUAGAAGGACACUGGCACGGUCUUUCUUGGCAAAGCGGCUUUGUCUCAACAUUUUCUUCACGGUCCUUACUUCGAAGGAGGUGCGGCUUGCCUUCACGGCGUUGGUUAGGGAUGGCGUGCAUGAUGUGCAGCCUGACGCCACCAACAAGUUGGGCCAACUGUACACCAUACAUGGAGUGCUGCGGACCGGCGACGACGUGCCACUACUCUAUGCGGUCACUACAAGGAACCUGUGGAACAAGUGGGACCUUCACGAUCUACGGACCAGCAACAUCGCCGAAUCGUACCACAACGCUUUGAAAGGAUUGCUGAACAAAGUGAAGUAUCCUCGCAUGAGCGACUUACUCAUCGCUCUCCGAGGCUACGUCACAACAUCACGAGGAAAUUUAUUAGACAUCGAAUAG